This is a messenger RNA of Caenorhabditis briggsae, 966 nucleotides long. It is a transcript of the gene Cbr-sucl-2, whose product is annotated as Protein CBR-SUCL-2. Gene Ontology annotation, cellular component: succinate-CoA ligase complex (ADP-forming); mitochondrion. Lineage: Eukaryota; Metazoa; Nematoda; Chromadorea; Rhabditida; Rhabditidae. Bases 1 to 966 code for a protein of 321 amino acids. Gene Ontology annotation, biological process: tricarboxylic acid cycle. The transcript is spliced from 3 exons. Gene Ontology annotation, molecular function: succinate-CoA ligase (ADP-forming) activity; succinate-CoA ligase (GDP-forming) activity. The record is from RefSeq and is a predicted model, not a curated record.
AUGGCAUCAACAUUGGCAUCGGCGGCUCGUGCGGCUACUCGUGCCGCGGUCACCCGCAGUGUCUACAGCGACACCCGCAACAAUUUGAUGAUCAACAAAAGCACCAAAGUCAUCGUUCAGGGAUUCACCGGACGCCAAGGAACGUUCCACAGCAAGCAAAUGCUCGAAUACAACACCAACGUCGUCGGUGGAGUCUCCCCAAACAAGGCCGGACAAACUCAUCUCGGCCUUCCAGUCUUCGGAACCGUCGCCGAGGCCAAGGAUCGUACCGGUGCCGACGCCACCGUUAUCUAUGUUCCAGCCGCUGGAGCCGCCCGUGCUAUCCAUGAAGCGAUGGAUGCUGAAAUCGGAUUGAUUGUGGCGAUUACUGAGGGAAUUCCACAGCAGGAUAUGAUUCGGGUUAAGAAUCGUUUGUUGAAGCAGAACAAAUCUCGCCUUCUCGGCCCUAACUGCCCAGGAAUCAUUGCCUCCGGAGACUGCAAAAUUGGAAUCAUGCCGGGACAUAUUCAUAAGAAGGGGUGCAUCGGAAUCGUGUCUCGCUCUGGAACCCUCACCUAUGAAGCCGUCCAUCAAACCACCGCCGUCGGUCUCGGUCAGACACGUUGCAUCGGAAUCGGAGGAGAUCCGUUCAAUGGAACCAACUUCAUCGAUUGCUUGGAAGUUUUCCUGGAAGAUAACGAGACUAAAGGAAUCAUUCUGAUCGGAGAGAUUGGUGGACAGGCAGAAGAACAGGCCGCAGAGUUUUUGAAGUCUAGAAACUCGGGACCGAAUGCCAAGCCAGUUGUUUCGUUCAUUGCUGGAGUCACCGCACCGCCAGGACGUAGAAUGGGACACGCUGGAGCGAUCAUUGCAGGAGGAAAGGGAACAGCUGGAGAUAAGAUUGAAGCUCUUCGGAACGCCAAUGUCGUUGUCACUGAUAGUCCGGCCAAGUUGGGAAUCGCCAUGCAACAGGCCAUGCUUGGAUAA